Molecule: messenger RNA, 3636 nt
Organism: Planococcus citri (citrus mealybug)
Lineage: Eukaryota; Metazoa; Arthropoda; Insecta; Hemiptera; Pseudococcidae
Product: macoilin-like
Exons: 14
Coding region: 217-2049 (610 amino acids)
Biological process (GO): neuronal signal transduction
Cellular component (GO): rough endoplasmic reticulum membrane
Source: RefSeq, a predicted model, not a curated record
AUAAUCUGCAAAACUUGUCGAAACCUAUAAACAAACAUCGAAAGAUGUGUGAUUCUACUUUCGUUUUUUAAUCCGUUCGGAACUUGGCACGUCUUUCUUUAAUUUAUUGUACAUUUUAGUGAAACUUAUCUCAAAAGUGUUUAUUUUUAUUAAAAUUUUGAGUGUUUUAGAAUGUUUUAAAAAGAAUCGUGUCAGCAAUAAUAAGAAUAAUCCACGAUGAAACGACGCGGUGUAGAUUACAAAACCAGAAAAAACAACAGGAGAAAAAACUUGGAAGAUUUUAGUACAUAUUUCCAUUACUCGAAGAUGGUCUUCGGUUGGGUCCUGUUGAUGAUAGUGGAUAAUUUGCUGAGCUUACGGGUUGAAUUCAUGUGGCCAUUGUGGGUCUGCGCCAACUUAUUUUACAGCUGUUUAGAAGUCCAAGGAGUGGGUUGGAUGGCAGUAUUCAUAUCGUUUACUGUAUUCUGGGAUGCAAUUCUGUACAUAAUGUUACCAGUAAACUGGUCGUUUUUCAUCGCCAGCACGUUCAUCUGGAUACAUUAUAUAUGGAUCUACGAAAAGGGAGCCCUACAGCUACCAUCGGUGUUAUUCAUGAUGCUGGUUUCAUAUAUGGAGAUAAGUGUCAGAUUCGGUUCAGCAGCAAUCUUGCCAUUGAAGGCAUUUAUAUUCAGACCUCUUGCCGCUCAUUCGAUCACAUUUUCUAUCAUCCUGAGCCUGAAUAUAGAAAGUGUUUUCAUCACCGAUCGAAAAAAAGUGGAGGAUGGAGAAGAAUGGUUGAAAACGAGUGAAUGUUGUGACAGUGUUUGUAAACACAGUUUGUGUAAUUACUCGAAUGGAAAUGUGAAACAGUCGAAUGGUGUCAUACAGAGUUUGACUGAUAAUAAAAAUAACCAGAAGAAACAAUGGGACAAGAACGAAAUAAAUAAUUCGAUUAAUUCGGAAAAUUUAAAUUAUUCAGCGAAUGGCAACGUUGCUUCGAAAGACUCGUUAGACGUAAGCGAUAAAGUCAUCGUGGACAGAAUACAGUCAGUAAACGAUUACAUCGCAUACGGAAAAGAAAAAGACUGCGGGAAAAAUAGCAAGAAUUGCGGCGUUCCUGUGAAAAGCAACAGCAACUAUAAGGAUAGUAAUACGCAGCAGAAUCUGGCAUCGUCGCAGAAAGAUAACAAAAAGAAUAAAUCGAACCGGGAUUGCAAUGUAUCGCAAGCGUCUAGUCAGAAAGAUGAUUAUUAUCAAAGGUUCGAGGCGCAAUUGAAAAAAGCCAAGAUAGAUUUGCAAAUAAGUCAACAAGUAGAAGUUAAUUUAAGAAAUCAAAUCAAUACCUUAAAUCAAGAUACUAAAAAUAGUAAACACGAGUUGUACAAAGCUCAUCGACUCAACGACGAGUUACAAUCCAAAUUGCAUAAUUUGGUGACGACGAAACAAGCUGAUAAACAAACUAUCGUUAAUUUAGAGAAAAGUUUGGCCGAAGAGAAAAAACAAAGGAAUUCGUUACUCAGUCAGUUACAAAAUUUGAAAAAAUCGUGCAAAAAGAACGAGGAAGCGAAAAACGAAUGCACAGAAUGUUGUAAAAACAGAAGAACAACUUUAGAAGGUGAAAAUAAACGCUUGAAAAAAGAACUCAAAGAGAAAGAAGAAUUGUAUUGCUCAGCUAAACGAGACGCCGCUUUACUGUGCAGGUACAAGGAGAAAUUGCAAGAUGUGAACAUAUUAGUUACUAAAUUAUCCGCCAUGAAGGAGCAAACUACGCAUCUUGAACUUAGUUUGAGAUCCGAGACCAAAAUCAAGCUAGAUCUGUUUUCCGCUCUCGGUGAAGUCAAACGACAGUUGGAUAUUAGAGAGAAAUUAAUUAAAACUCAAGAAGUCGAAAUAGAACAUUUGAAAUACGCUGUGACUCAGUUGAAGAAAUUCAACGCGACGAGUUUGGCCUCGUUUUCAAAUUAUACUUUCGAUUUGGAUACCGAUGAGAUCACUCCAUCUUUGUUGGAUCCGAACGCCGCUACUUAUACGCCCAAUUUCAUCAAACCUCAUUUAUCUAUGGGAACAUAGAUAUCUAUUUUGUCAGAAAACUUAUUUCCCAUUAAACGUGAAGAAGAAUUAAAUACAGUUGGGAAGUUACAAAAACAAAAAUGAAUACGCACACGUUACAUCUCAUCGCUUUGAUUUAUCGUAGUUCAAAAUCAGUUGAACUGUUUUACUUUUUUUCUUUUUUCUUUUCUAAAUGUUUAAGUAUUUUAACUGAUCAGUUUAGCAUUUUGAUGUUGAUUGUUGUUUUAAAUUCACUAAUAUGAUUUUUCUUUCAUUUUAAUUUAAAUGACUGUGUACACUCACUAAUUGGUAAGUUAUGAAUGAAAAAAAUCACGCCAUCGCUGCGCCUUUAUAAAAGUGUACCGGAUCAGCAUGUGCAUUUUUAACGUCCCUCGAAGACGAUUACCUACUUACUAUUUCGGUGUUGUUUUCCUCCUAUAUACACUUUUGUUCUCAAAAAAAUGUUGAAAUUUUCACGCUUUCAGUUCUCUCUGGCAGUUUAUCGAUGUUUUCUUUCGUUGCAUUUGGUAGUUUUUCUCACCGCGCUCUGAGCCGACGAAAUGGUUAAAUUCUCGUAAUGCUACAUAAUAUUCGGGACCAAGCUUGUAAGUUAUUUUUCGAAUUCACUUCGUUACUGUUUCGAAAAACAAACACUGGUAAUUCUCGAAUGCAAUGAUACUUAUCUUUAGAAGAAUUUUUUCCCCUUUUUUAAUUUCUCGUCAAAGAUUUCGUUUUAUUUUUCGUUUUCGCUUUAGAAGAUUUUUUCGUUCUUUUUAAGUAUGUAUUUUUGAAACUCGUACGCACAAUGUACUUAAUUUGGCCGACGUUUAACUGCCAUAUUGUUUUUUUGUUUUUAUUUUUUAUUUAAAGAUGUGUAUUUUGUUUUUCAUUUUAUUAGAUUUACUAACGUGUUUGGUUAUAGAACAUUGUAACUUGGUUGUGUCGAUGUAAUGUUUAGAGGUAUAUGAAGUAAAAACUUAACAUGCUUGAAGCCGGUCUGUAGGGUUGAUUUGUUUAGUUGAUUUUAUUUAUUUAUUUUUUUUUUUGGUAACGAAUCGAAGCACGUUUUAAAAUUACCUACGCGGAUAGAAAGAAAAAAAACUAAGCGAUCUCAUUUUACUAUACGCCUUUGUCUACGCAUUUAUAUAGUUUAGGUAAUUUUCAUUUUUUUUUUUUUUUUACAAAAUGAUUUCUAAUCAAAAUUAAUGCUGUGAAUGCCCAAAGAACGAAGGUUCGAGUUUGAAUUAUUGUGGCGUACGUUAGAUUUUAACACUUUUUACGCUAAUAUCAUGGCCAUUUUUAUAGUGAAAGUCCUUGGUUCGAUGUAGCACAAAUUUUACUUCUUUUAUUCAAUUCCAGCGUUUAUGUCAAUUUUCUCCCUCAUUUUAUGAGUUCAUUUUUGUUUUUUUAAUUUAUCGUAUUAUGUACUUAAAUAUUCUAGUCAUUUUUUUAUACGUAUUGUAAUCGAUGAUUUAUUCAUAACUUACCCGCGGAGAUGUUCGAAAAUGCGAACGCGAACGUUUAUAUUCAUACAUACGUAUAUGUUGUGUUGAAGAAUAAAAAACUUCUCAUGUUUUGAUGUGAAAUAUAAAUUUUAUGGAAAUUUUA